Messenger RNA from Carassius auratus (goldfish), 1906 nucleotides. Its product is annotated as transcription factor E2F1. NCBI's taxonomy places the organism in Eukaryota, Metazoa, Chordata, Actinopteri, Cypriniformes, Cyprinidae. The record is from RefSeq and is a predicted model, not a curated record. Gene Ontology annotation, molecular function: protein dimerization activity; DNA-binding transcription factor activity, RNA polymerase II-specific; RNA polymerase II cis-regulatory region sequence-specific DNA binding. Gene Ontology annotation, biological process: regulation of transcription by RNA polymerase II. The transcript is spliced from 8 exons. The coding region runs from base 370 to 1650 and encodes 426 amino acids. Gene Ontology annotation, cellular component: Rb-E2F complex.
UCGCGGCAAAAAAGAUUUGGCGCGUAAACUUCUGAGUAGGUUCCGAUCAGCUGGAACUAAAAAAAACAACAACACAACAACAACAGAAGCGAUUCCGGGAGCGGACCGCGCCUUUCUCCUGCUUCGAUGGAUUUAUGCGUUAAAUGAGCGAGAAUCUGGAUGUUAUUCGGAGUGAAUGACUAUACUUCCUGGAUGGAGUCAUCAAAAAGGACAAAAGCGGAGGAUAUUUUGGAUUAAAGUGUCAGAUUCGAACAGAAACUGUACUUGGUCUUUGUUCCGCAUCCAGCUCGGUCGGUUUCCAUGCAUUGAAAGCCAUUAGGAUUGCAAAUAAACCCAGAGACUGAGUGACCCCUGCUGUUUUAGCCCGAUAUGUCUGAGAGUUUUAUAUCGGGCCAGACCUCGGAGGACCUGCUGGUGGAUUUUGAGUCUCUCCUGAACAGUGGCAGCAUCGAUCUCAGUGAAGAUCAUCAAAUUGUCAUCAUCUCCACACCUGGCACCGCCUCGGCCAGCAAUGCAAACGGCGAUAUCUUGCUGUUUGCCACCCCUCAUCACACCACCACUUCCACUACGACCCUGCCGGACCACCGGAGACCCACUUUGGGACGGCCUCCGGUGAAGAGGAAGUUGGAUUUGGACAGCGAUCAUCAGUACAUUUGCACAUCCCGACCUGCUUCACAUGGACCAGAACCUCCAGCCACACCCGCGCCUCCCAGAGUGCUGAAGGUGGCUACGGAGAAGUCCCGCUACGACACGUCUCUGAAUCUGACCACCAAACGCUUCCUGGAUCUCCUGGCUCAGUCUCCAGACGGCGUGGUCGACCUGAACUGGGCGUCUCAGGUGCUGGACGUCCAGAAACGGCGCAUCUACGACAUCACCAACGUCCUGGAGGGCAUCCACCUGAUCUCCAAGAAGUCCAAGAACAACAUUCAGUGGCUGGGGAACCGUAUCGACGGGGCGUCCGUGGCCAGGUUUCAGACGCUACAGAGGGAGGUUUCCGAACUGACGGAGGCCGAGGAGAAACUCGACGAGCUCAUUAACAAAUGCAGCUUACAGCUACGACUCCUCACAGAAGACACGCACAACAAGAAGCUGGGGUACGUCAGAUGUCAGGACCUGCGUAACACGGUGAACCCGGCGGAUCAGAUCAUCAUGGUGAUUCGUGCUCCGCCGGAGACGCAGAUGCAGGUGUCUGAACCCACUGAGGGUUACCAGAUCUCACUAAAGAGCUCCAGAGGCCCGAUCGACGUGUUUCUGUGUCCAGAGGACAGUUCUGGGGUCUGUAGUCCCGUCACUGAUUGUAGUCCGGAGAAAUCGUCCGAUCUCGUCUCGCAGGAAGUGACAUCAUCAACACCGUCUACUCUCCCUAGCUCCUCCCCUUUGCCUCUGGGUGCUGACUCAGAGUCAUUUUUGGACUCGGACCCAUUUUCUGGCAUUUGUGCGAUGCCAGAUUUCGAUUUGUCUCCUUUGGACUCGUCGGACUUCCUCCUGGAGCGCAGCGGGGCGGGGGACGCCAUCGGUCUCCCGCUGGACGGUUUCAUCUGUCUGUCUCCGCCACACAACCAGGAUUAUCACUUCGGUCUGGAGGAUCACGAGGGCGUCAGCGAGCUGUUCGACUGUGACUUCAGCGACCUCGGCCCUCUGGAGUUCUGACAGACGGAUCCCAGCAUCGGUUUCUCAGUCUGAACAGGAAACUGAUUCCACUUCGCUUUUGAAUUCAGAUUCGCUCGGAGGUCUCUGAGCACCGCCAUUUAAUUUAUUAAUAGAAACAAGUCACCUUUAAAGGAAUCGUUUACUAGAAAUGAGUGUUUGCUGAAAAUGUCCUCACCCUCAGGUGAUUCGUGUUUGUUUCUUCAUCAGAUUUGGAGAAAUGCAGCAUUGCAUCAGUGUCUCAUAAACGGAUGCUCUG